This is a messenger RNA of Hermetia illucens (black soldier fly), 1720 nucleotides long. It is a transcript of the gene Mip, whose product is annotated as allatostatins MIP. The coding region runs from base 424 to 1080 and encodes 218 amino acids. The record is from RefSeq and is a predicted model, not a curated record. The transcript has 3 exons. Lineage: Eukaryota; Metazoa; Arthropoda; Insecta; Diptera; Stratiomyidae.
GUUUCAGUUAAUACAGAGCACGGAGAAAGAAAGCGAGGAUAGUGUAGCAAAAAAAGAUAAUAGUGGGAAAAGUUAGUUUAUACGAGUUCCACGUUCCAUGAAAACUAAAAGUGUGGUUUAAAAUAUAAAAUAAAAAACGUUAAAAAGGUUUAAGGAUAAGAAAUUGAUUCUGAAAGUAAAUUGAAAUUCAAAGAUAAAAGAUAAAUUUGAACUGUUUUCUAGUGAUUUGCUUUUUGUGGAACGGAGUGAGUGAAAAUAAUUAGUAAAAAUUAAAAGGGAUAUUAAAGGUUUGUAGUUAAAAGGAAGACUCCAAUUAAUUUUCCUACAAAAGAGAGGAAUAAAGAAAGCGACAAGAGAGCAGAUAACGUAACUAAGCCGCACCUAUCCUCCCCCCACCGCCACUUCAUAGCAUAUCAACUAAACAUGCCCCCACCAUCGUCCACCUUCUCAGCAUCAAGAUCAACCUUCAUCAUUGGCAUAACAGUAUUCUUUCUAAGUCUUGGCCAUGGUUCACACGCCGAUGAAGUUUACAAUCGAAUCUUAACGGAACCAGAGGAAAGUUCAUUGGAUGAAAUAAAAAGGUCAUGGCAAAGCUUACAAGGAUCAUGGGGUAAGAGAGCCGAUCGUGAGGAUACUGCAGGCAAUAAUGGUUACCUGUCCAAUAACUAUGACGACCCCGAGUAUCAAAUGAAUUUGUUGUUGAGUAUGGAUCCCCCAUCGAGUGUCAGUGGAGCAACCAGUUCAGGCGUCACAAUUGACUACUUAAACGCCGAACCUGCGAAUUAUCCGAAAUUAGCGAAUUUUCUCGGAAAUAGUAAUUCACUAUCGGCGCUCUCAUUAUCAACACUGUCACAAAAUCCUGAAUUGUCUUCGAAAAAUGGCCAAAAGCGGGCAUGGAAGUCAAUGAGCGGAGCUUGGGGUAAACGACUAGGAAGUGGAGACUGGAAUAAAUUUCGGGGCUCAUGGGGUAAACGUGAACCAGGCUGGAACAAUUUAAAAGGACUCUGGGGCAAACGAGCUGCUAACGCGAAUAACUGGAACAAAUUGCAGUCGGCUUGGGGAAAACGCGAUCAAAUCUAAAUAUAGUAGCAGAGUAAUUAUAAAAUUUACAGGACGACCAAUAACCAACGAAAGCGAACAGACAUAAAUGACUUCUGAUUCAAGGACUAAUCAACGGCUGAAAAUGUUUUUUUUUUAUUUGAAAAAAAAUGAACCUACGGAAUCUAACAAACUGAUAUCAUGAACAUAUUAUUUAAAAAAUGUAUUAAAAUUGAACAUUCUUAUAUAAAUACAUAUUGCAGUAUUACAUAUACAUUACGACCGUUUAAAAUGUGCAUCAAAAAAAAUAUAUCGCAUGAGUCAUUUAUUAUAGAAACAAAUAGACUUGCAUAUUAUUAUCUAAAAACAAAAUUAAACAUGCCAACAUAAGCGCGUCUUUUAGAUGUUGAGUGAUUAUUAUAAGACUCUAUAUUGCACUUUUAUUUUUAUGUAUCUACAUCUAUAUAUACCUUCUUUGCGUAAAAUAAUACUAAUAAGGAUACACUAAAGCAUUAUAUUUUAGUUGUCUUGUAUCAUAAUAUAACAAGGAGUAAAAGGAGCUAUGAAGUCAUAUAAACAUAUAAAAAAGUGUGUAAUUAAAAGGACAUUGGAAAAAAGCUAUAUGCGUAUAUAUAUCCAUAUAUUUGAAGUAAAUAUAAAUAAAACUUUAUUCUUUAACAUC